AUGUGGUAUAUUCUAUUACUAUUUGUAACAAUAUCUGGUCAACAACUUUCUGUUCCAUUACGAUUUGAUCAUGCAUUAUCAUCUCUACAUUCAAGAAUUAAAUAUUUACAACAAUCACAAUUGAUUGUUGACGAUAUUCAGUUUGACAACUUGUCCUUAAAUGAUGAUCCCUAUUUCAAUAAUACAGCUUGUGAGAGAGAUGUUGACGUGUUAUCUCGAGCAGUGUUAAAUAAAGAAACGUGGGCAUUAAAAUUUUUAGAUUCAUGGGGUAAACCGGCUGCAGGUUUGUUACAAGGCAAUAUAUUUUGGCUUGGGAGUUAUGAAGAAUGUCUCAGUAAUAUGUACCAAAUGAAUAAAACGUACUUAUCCCAACCAUUUCAAGGCCAGUAUUGUACAAUAUUACCACAAUCGGUUGAAGAUGAGACGUCAUUUGAGGGCUUUACAGGUUUAGUAUAUGGGAUAUGUGUACCGGAGUCAUGCAACAAAACAGAAAUUGUAGUCGUAGUUAAAAAUUUAAUAAAAUCGAAAUCAAAUAUAACCGAAAAUUAUCUACAAUGUUCAAAUAAAAAUUCAUUUUAUCAACGAUCGUUGUCAACUGGAGCUAUUGUUGCUAUUGCAAUAAUAAGUUUGCUAGCAAUUCUUGUACUUAUAGGUACAAUUGUUGACUUGUUUUUGAGUGAUAAACUCCGUGAAUUCGGUGCAUUGACGCAUGCCAAUGGUUACAAUUAUAUGUCAGAUACAUUAGCGGAUAAUAAUAGUAAUAAUCUAGAAAGUGUAUCAGUACCUCGAUAUUCACGGGUGUCUUUACAAGUUCUCAUUGAUACAUCGAAAACUGCUGCAUUUUUAGCAGAAUUUUCUGCUUUGAGAACAUUAUUAAAAAUAUUUUCAUUAAAAGAAUCGGCAGAAUCAUUUACAUUUUUAAACGGUAUUCGUGUAUUAUCGUUAUUAUGGGUUAUUUUCGGACACACUUACGUGUUUGGAUUCUUUUAUACGGACAAUAUUGCACAAAUAUUCUCUUGGACACAACAAUUUUUAUUUCAAUUAAUUACAAAUGCAGUGUUUAGUGUUGAUACAUUUUUUGUUAUUAGCGGAUUUCUUACAGCCGUUCUGUUUACAAAAGAAGUAAAUAAAUCAUCUAAUGGUUUAAACGUUAAACUUUGUAUUAUGUAUUAUGUUCAUCGAUUUAUUCG
Messenger RNA from Didymodactylos carnosus, 1190 nucleotides. The record is from the annotation of a GenBank genome assembly. NCBI's taxonomy places the organism in Eukaryota, Metazoa, Rotifera, Eurotatoria, Philodinida, Philodinidae.